Colletotrichum navitas is the source of this 561-nucleotide messenger RNA. RefSeq lists its product as uncharacterized. The coding region runs from base 105 to 422 and encodes 105 amino acids. The transcript has a single exon. The record is from RefSeq and is a predicted model, not a curated record. Lineage: Eukaryota; Fungi; Ascomycota; Sordariomycetes; Glomerellales; Glomerellaceae.
CCUGCAACCCUGUGGCUCUUCCUCCAUAUCUGAUCAAGAAGAGAAAAGAGCCUGAGACGGCGAGAAAAAACAUGUAAACGUACCGGGGUCUGCUGCCUUGAAUAAUGCAGAACGGUAGCCCGCUCUGCCUUGUUCUCUUGUGUCUUCUUGACUGCUUGCGAAGAUCGGGGUCCCUUCUACCCGUUGGUCUAAUCCACGCCACGAAGCCUCUUGACUGGGUUGCUCACAUCUUCCGGAUGGUCACUUGCCUUAAGCUAUUUUACCUUAUUCCUCCCCUGCCCUGCACUGCCCUGCACUGCUCGUCCUGUUCUACGCGCACCCGUUGGUUUUACACACCUCUGUCCAAAAAAAGCCCUUGCCGCUUCUUGGUUUGCUGCCUUGAGUGUUGGCCCCUACCUAGGCGUGAACGUCUUCUUUUAUAACCGCCUCCUUCCUCAUCUUACCUUCUGUCCUUCAGCCUUCUUGGACAAGGUGGCCAAUCAGACACUCAAUCCUCCUGAUCUGUACCUACCCACCCACUCCUCUCGCUCACAAACCCGCUUGCGUCCUGACCAGACACCC